UCAAUCGAGAUGCUAAAUUCUGCUGACGUACGUACGGCCAAAGACGAAAGGAGAAUAUCCUAGCAAGGAAAUAAAAUUGUCUGACACUUGUUACAGGAUGUACAGAUCAUGACUGAACUAGUGGUGCCACAAUGCAACUUAUAAGAAUCGCUGCCUUUGAACUUGGACCUGGCUGAACCAGUCAAAGCACUCCGACCCACCCUCCUUGGUUAGGGUCAACACACCUUUUACAGACACUAGGAAGGUCAAAGGCCAUCAUGUGGCUGAGAAUGCUGAGGUCCCGUCCUGUCCACAUGGCCGUGGUUUCUGGGAUCAGUGUCUAUGUCCUAUUGACUGUCAUAGGGAUGUUGGUGCACAGCAAUGGGGAACAAGCAAGCGCCCGUGCAAAGCAGCGGUACAUUGAGAUGGCAAGGCGCGUCCAACGCGGCGACAAGGGCAUCAUCCUCAUGAACAACCCUGACACCUCCGCCGCCAAACAUCAAGUCGUUGACGGACAGAAGAGAGAGGCGCUCGUGGCCGCACCGGGGGACGAUAAUUUCAUCUACCUUGGGAAGCAGGGGGCCGACUCGCCUGUGGAGUCAGGCAAACUGAACCACAUUGCCAAUCUCCUGCAGAACAUUGAGGCCAAGCUGGAGGAUUCAAAGAAAGACGGAGGCAAUGUGAAUGAAGACUUGAAAGAUGUUAAGAUUGCCAUCAAGGAGAUGAUGGGGGGAAAAGAAACGGGAGAAAAGGAACCCAAAGAGGAGAAGAAAAUUGGACUUGUUUUAGAACAGCCUGCUGAGCCGGAACCAAUAGAAGCUGUAGACAUCGAUGCUUUACCAUUUGUCAUUGACCCAUCUCAGUCUGCAUCGCAAUGUCCAAAGACAGUUCAGACCCUUGCCAAAUAUUCAAAAUGGUUUCGUACACGUUAUGAGCAUGGGAUCAAGCUCUUUUCCAACUUGGAAGACAUUCAAUCUUACCCAAUCUACCAUAAACUGGAGCAUUACACACCACCGUUUGGCUUCAAGAGAACAAAAAGAGAUCGUAAGUACUCUUUCAUACUCAAAGAUUUGGCUGUAGGAUUAAUCAUUAUUCACUUUGAAAAUGACUGGCAAUACUGAUAUUGAAUGGCAGUGAUUGUAACAUGAUUUACAUGAUUGACAAUACUGCAGCAUUUUUAUAAUAAUGAUCAUAUUAAAAGUAACUACAGGUGUAACUCUUCUUAUCAAGCGAUUUACCAUUUACAACAUUGCAGACCAUGGUAUUGAAGCCUAAUAUGAGAUCAGUUUGCUUGAAGAUAUUGAAUCUUAAUCCCACAGAAUUGUUCUGUAGUUUUAAACCUGCUUCAUCAUACUUUUUUGAGGAAGGAAGGUAUCUGUUUUUAAAUAAUCAAUAAAAAAAACAGAAGACAUGUACCCUUGUUGACAAUUCGGUUAAGAAAUUACUGUGCACAUUUUCUUGAUCCAGAUGUACAUGUUCAUACAGUGUAUGUAGUACAUGUACAUGUAAACGGUAUUUAUACAUUACCAUUUCCAAACUGUGAGUCUGUGACACACAGUUGCUACACUUCCAUUUGGCAUUUAUUUUAUUUUUUUAAAUCUGUGUUUCAUCAUGGACCUUAUUCGACAUUCGACAAGAUUCUUUCUUUGAUCCAACAAGAUCGGCUGCCUUCUGAUUAUGUGCAUCUUUAUAAUGAGAACAUUCAAUAACGACUGGUAAGCAUUUUUGGUCAUUGACAAAGGAGCAGUUUCCCUCUCUUUGGUUUCGUUUGGAUGGUGUGCUUAAAGAGUGUG
This is a messenger RNA of Strongylocentrotus purpuratus (purple sea urchin), 1772 nucleotides long. RefSeq lists its product as uncharacterized. Bases 258 to 1100 code for a protein of 280 amino acids. The transcript has 3 exons. Lineage: Eukaryota; Metazoa; Echinodermata; Echinoidea; Camarodonta; Strongylocentrotidae. The record is from RefSeq and is a predicted model, not a curated record.